Molecule: messenger RNA, 577 nt
Organism: Alternaria rosae
Lineage: Eukaryota; Fungi; Ascomycota; Dothideomycetes; Pleosporales; Pleosporaceae
Exons: 3
Coding region: 1-468 (155 amino acids)
Source: RefSeq, a predicted model, not a curated record
AUGCAGUUCUCAGUAAACUCCUUUGCGAUGAUGCUUGCAACCGCCAUCACUACCAUAAUGGCGGCGCCCACCAACAACCUCGCACUCCGCCAAGAUGACGGCGUAACCCGCUGCAAAGUCGAGGCCAAAGCGUCGCACACUUACGGCGGCGGCAGCCCCUACCAACAGCCCGUCGACAUAACCGGCGGAGGAAUCUACUGCUACGACGUCAACAACAACCAAGUCUACUACAACACCGACGCCAACGUGGAUGACUUCAAUGGCGCCACCAAUAGCGUCUCUGCAGCAGACUGCCAUACUCUGGGCGAUGUUACCUUUAGGACGGCGUUCAAUAGCGCGAGCAACACCUUUCAGAUUUGCACGAUUACGUAUAAUGGGGUGAAUACUGAGGGUGUCGUCACUAAUAACAUUGAUGGGGGGAUCGUGAGCGUGUCGAGUUCUUAUUGCACUAUCUACAUCCCUUGCUAAGUGGGGGACAACUCGAACCAAAGGACCAGUGUGUGUUGAGCGCUCAGUUUUCCUGAUCUAGGUGGUGCAUGUAUAGUAACAACGUCAACAUUGAAUAAGGGGCUUCAUA